Messenger RNA from Stylonychia lemnae, 1272 nucleotides. The record is from the annotation of a GenBank genome assembly. NCBI's taxonomy places the organism in Eukaryota, Ciliophora, Spirotrichea, Sporadotrichida, Oxytrichidae.
AUGUGUGCCGUAAUGGCAGAUUAGGCAAAUCAUAGAUUCUUGAUCGGAACAAAUUCAUUCAAGAGAGAGAAUGAAAUUCAUCUGAUAAACUACUCUGAAGACUCAAAUCGAAUUGAUUAAGAGGCAGUCUUUCAAGUUGAAUCAGGAGAGGUUUGGUCAAUUUCAAGUUCACCUUACAAUAAGAAUAUCUUUGCAUGUGGAUAGUAAUGCCAGUUAAAUGGUGAGCAUUCUCUUGCUCUCUAUGAUAUAAGUGAAGCUAAAGAAUCAACUAGAGAAUUCGAUAAGAAAAAUUUGAAGAUAAAAACUCUUCUCAAAGGAAAUAAAGAAUCAAGUCAUACCUCAAAUAUUCAUAGUAUUUGUUGGGAGGAUGCUGAAUACUAAGAAGGAUAUGCUGCCAAAGAAAUAGUGUCAGCUGAUACUAGUCGAGUUAUAGUAUGGGAUAUUAAAUAAUCAACGUAAAAGCUAAGUUAUGACCCCUAGUCUUUUCUUAAUGAUGAAGAUAGCUUAGGAGAAUGCUCUGUAGUAAAGAGAGAUCCUCAUCAUAAAGAAAUCUUAUGCUUGGGAAUAGAGAAGGGUUUUUAUCAGAUUGACCAAAGAAUUCCAAUAAAAAAUGCAGCCUCAGAUAUAGCAAUCAGUUAAAAUAGAGCACAUUCUGAUUUAAUUAUGGACCUAGACUACAAUCCAAAUAAACUGAAUACUGUUGCAACAUGCGGAUAAGAUAGUGUGAUAAGAUUUUGGGAUCUAAGGAAGACUGAGAAAUCUUUACUAGAGUAUGAGGAAGACUCACACUGGAUAGGCAAGAUAAAGUAUAACAAAUUUCAUGAUUAGCUACUCUUAACAGGUUGUACAUCUACAUUUGUUUCUCUCUACAGUGCACCUUCUGUUUCAUAAAUGCCUUAGUCUCAAAUUAAUGACUUAAAUACAACAUUAAUGACUUCAAUGACACUUCCUGAUGGAGGUUAUGGCUAUGGUCCUGACACAGAGAGAAUGCUUACAUAGACCUAACGAAAUGAUACGGAGAGCUAGAUGGAUAUUAUUAGUUCAAGAUACUACUAAUCAAAUUAACUUGGCCAAACAUUUAGACAGCAGAACUAGCCCAUUAAUAGAAAUGGUGUUCGGCUUUUGUAAAGAUAUGAACUUGAGGACUCUGUGCAUGUUAUAGAUUGGAGUGCAGGAGAUGCUUGGAUUUUCGCUGGAGUUUCUUAUAAUGGCACAUUCUUUCUUAAUUUAGUACCAUCGAAAGAAAAAUACAAAAUCUUACUGAUUGAAUGA